AUGGCAAGGCGUUAUGAUAGUCGUACCACUAUUUUCUCUCCAGAGGGUCGUUUAUACCAGGUUGAAUAUGCAAUGGAAGCCAUUAGCCAUGCCGGGACUUGUCUGGGAAUCCUCUCAACCGACGGUAUUUUGAUAGCUGCUGAGAAGAGAAACGUGCAUAAGCUUCUCGACGAUACGGUUCUGGCAGAGAAAAUCUACCGACUCUCGGAAAAUAUCACAUGCACAGUAGCUGGGAUUACCGCCGAUGCCAACAUUCUAAUCAACCAUCUCAGAUGGUGGGCUGCUCAAUAUAAGUUGUCAUAUGGAGAAGAGAUGCCCGUGGAGCAACUGGUACAGAAUCUCUGUAACGAGAAGCAACGAUACACUCAAAUCGGGGGAAAGCGACCGUUCGGUGUGUCGCUGCUUUACAUGGGAUGGGACAAGCAUUACGGAUAUCAACUUUACCAAUCUGACCCCUCUGGUAAUUAUACUGGUUGGAAAGCGACAUGCAUCGGUAACAAUCAUCAGGCCGCUAUGUCUUUGUUGAAGCAAGAAUAUAAGAGCCCAACCUUGGCAGAGGCGAAAAAGUUGGCUGUUAAGGUUUUAUGGAAAACCCUCGACGUCAAACUGACAAACGAAAAAGUAGAAAUGGCUGUCUCGAACACGGAUGCCAAGCGACGGGAAGACGGUAGUUGA
Messenger RNA from Cooperia oncophora, 675 nucleotides. Lineage: Eukaryota; Metazoa; Nematoda; Chromadorea; Rhabditida; Trichostrongylidae. The record is from the annotation of a GenBank genome assembly.